Tinamus guttatus (white-throated tinamou) is the source of this 1590-nucleotide messenger RNA. Lineage: Eukaryota; Metazoa; Chordata; Aves; Tinamiformes; Tinamidae. The record is from RefSeq and is a predicted model, not a curated record.
AUGCAGGACCGCUACAUGGAGGUGAGCGGCAACCUGCGGGACCUCUACGACGACAAGGACGGCUUGCGAAAAGAAGAGCUCAGUGCCAUUUCGGGGCCGAACGAAUUUGCAGAAUUCUACAACAGACUAAAACAGAUUAAAGAAUUUCAUCGGAAGCACCCGAAUGAGAUCUGUGUUCCCAUGUCAGUGGAGUUUGAGGAACUGCUGAAGGCCAGAGACAACCCAAGUGAAGAGGCGCAAAAUCUAGUGGAGUUCACGGAUGAGGAAGGAUAUGGACGAUACCUAGAUCUGCAUGAUUGUUAUCUCAAAUACAUUAAUCUGAAAUCCUCAGAGAAACUUGAUUAUAUCACUUACUUAUCCACAUUUGACCAACUCUUCGAUAUUCCCAAAGAGAGAAAAAAUGCUGAAUAUAAGAGGUACCUUGAAAUGCUUCUUGAGUACCUGCAGGAGUACACUGAUCGGGUGAAACCAUUACUGGACCAGAAUGAGCUUUUUGGGAAAAUUCAGACCGAGUUUGAGAAGAAGUGGGAAAAUGGAACGUUCCCUGGCUGGCCGAAAGAGACCAGCAGUGCGCUCACUCAUGCUGGAGCCCACCUGGAUCUCUCCGCGUUUUCCUCUUGGGAGGAAUUGGCCUCCCUGGGACUGGAUAGGUUAAAAUCAGCUUUAUUGGCUCUGGGUCUGAAAUGUGGCGGGUAAGAUACAGUCGAAACAUCCUGAAUGGUUCUCGGUGGUUUUCGUGCUCAGAGACUUUUUAGCACUAAAGGCAAAUCCCUGGAGGCACUUGAUCCUUCCUUGUUUGCCAAGAAUCCAAAGACAAAAGGAAGCAAAAGAGAUACUGAAAGAAAUAAAGAUCUUGCAUUCCUGGAAGCUCAGAUAUAUGAAUAUGUAGAAGUGCUUGGGGAACAGAGACACCUUACUCAUGAGAACGUGCAGCGUAAGCAAGCACGGACAGGAGAAGAGAGAGAGGAGGAGGAGGAAGAGCAGAUCAGCGAGAGUGAGAGUGAAGACGAAGAAAACGAAAUAAUUUAUAAUCCUAAAAAUUUGCCUCUUGGUUGGGAUGGCAAGCCAAUUCCUUACUGGUUGUAUAAAUUACAUGGUUUGAACAUCAACUACAAUUGCGAGAUCUGUGGUAACUACACGUACCGGGGUCCCAAGGCCUUCCAGCGUCACUUUGCAGAAUGGCGCCACGCUCAUGGAAUGAGAUGCCUGGGCAUUCCCAACACUGCACACUUUGCCAAUGUCACACAGAUUGAGGAUGCUGUCUCACUGUGGGCAAAGCUGAAACAGCAGAAAGCUUCAGAGAGAUGGCAGCCAGAUACAGAGGAGGAAUAUGAGGAUUCCAGUGGGAAUGUGGUGAAUAAAAAGACCUAUGAAGACUUGAAGCGUCAAGGGCUGCUGUAACUUUUCCCAAGAAAAUGAUUUUGCAUCUGAAAAUCAAAUGGAGAAGUGUCAGCAGCUCCGACUUCUUCAUUUUCUGUAUUUUCUAUUUUGCAUGACUAGAUUUCAAGGAUACUUUAUAGAAUCACUUUCUAGUAAGCCCCUUGUGAAAAGCAUACUUGUGAUAGUUUAAAAAUUCUGUUAUUUUGUAUU